AUGCCAUGGAUGAUCGUCUUUAAGCUGAUCAAGAUGUUCAAGCCCGAGUACAUUCAGGGUGUUGGCAUGGUCGUUUUGCAAAUAUUGCGCGUAUUUACCGUCAUUACUCUGGCCGCCAUGUGUGCCUCCUACUGGGUUUUCAUCGUCAAGGUGGACAAGCAGCGUGCAUACUUUGUCUUUGAAUGCACGUCACUCUUCUUCACAUCACUGCUCCCCAUCGUCCUCAUCGUCUCCGAGUUUCCCCUUGUCAGAUUUGUCCGGCGAUACUUCAGAGAAGCUUGGCCGAUGUUGUCCGACAGCUACGGCCUCGCAUGGCUGGGAUUCUCCAUGGUCUUGCUAAGUUGCAACAUGUUUGGCAACCUCAACAAACCAGCGAAUGACGCAGACAAGCUGGGACCGCACUUCUCCAAGCUUGUGCUCGCAUCUGCCAUCCUGGGAUUCACCUUUGGCGUCCUGAACCUGGUCUGCUCUUUCGUGUGGAGCGACGCCAAAGAGGGCAUCAACUCGCGCGACAUUCGCGCCAACGGAACGCUGGCGAACAACCGUCGACAGUCUCUGCCAGACUACUCGUCGACCACACGGUCCAACUCGUUCAAGGAGCUUAGAGACGAGAAGAAGAGAAGCAAGAUGCUGUCUGGAUUCUUCAGCAAGGGCAAAGGAACUGGUGAGAAGACAUUCAACCGUCCCAUCAUUAGCGCACCUAUCCAGGCUCACCAAGAUGUUGAGCGCGACGCUGGCCGUGUUGAUCGAGGAAGCCCAAUCGCCCCGAACGUGCAGCGGCCGCCCACUGCCUUGCACCCGGCAAACAGCCGCCGAAGCAGCGAGUAUUCAGUGGCGGACAUGAAUCGCUUCUGA
Molecule: messenger RNA, 855 nt
Organism: Ustilaginoidea virens
Lineage: Eukaryota; Fungi; Ascomycota; Sordariomycetes; Hypocreales; Clavicipitaceae
Exons: 1
Coding region: 1-855 (284 amino acids)
Source: RefSeq, a predicted model, not a curated record